AUGGCCACACCAACCCCGAGGCCCUCUCAGGUGGCUUUCCGCAUCCAUCCCAUCUACCGCAUCUUCUUCCUCAUUCUUGAACCCAUCUCUGCCCUCACCGGUGCUUUCUACACUCACUUCCGCCAAGGAACUUACCUGAACCUCCUCCAUGCUGCUUCAGCACCAGCAGAAACAGGAAAGGCUACAUCUGUAGCCAUGUCGCAGCUCGCCAAUAUGUUCUUCUUCUUUGCGCUCAACGAAGCGCUCGUGCUGCGAUCUACAGCGGAUUUGCGGGUUUGGAGGACGGUCCUGCUUGUACUACUUAUUGCGGAUCUGGGACACUUGUUUUCGAUGAGUGAGCUUGGGUCGAGUAUCUAUUGGGACGUCAUGGCGUGGAAUGCUAGUGAUUGGGGGAAUGUGCCGUUUGUGUAUCUUGGUAUGACUAUGAGAGUGAGCUUUCUGCUGGGAAUUGGACUGGGAGAAUCGAGGGCUUUGAAGAAGAAGGAUUGGAAGAAGCAGUGA
Messenger RNA from Fusarium tjaetaba, 501 nucleotides. RefSeq names its product NADP-dependent alcohol dehydrogenase. Bases 1 to 501 code for a protein of 166 amino acids. Lineage: Eukaryota; Fungi; Ascomycota; Sordariomycetes; Hypocreales; Nectriaceae. The transcript has a single exon. The record is from RefSeq and is a predicted model, not a curated record.